GGUGAAGAAGAUGGGGGAGAAGAUGGGGCGUACAAAAGGGGAUCAACAUCUCUCACAAUUAAAGAUGUACAUGCAUCACAAAGGGAGAAGAAAACGAAGGCGGCUAUUUGUAGUAAUACAUGAUAAUAUACAUAUGAUGAGCUCGAGUCACAAAUGAUAGUUUGAUACUCCAUUAGUCCAAUUGCUUGAUGGGCCGUUCGAUAACUGCUACUAUCUUUGCGCGAUGGCCUGCCUGACUCUGCUAUGGGCCAGCAGGCUAGGGCUCCAUCAGUUGGGCUUCGAGCAUUGCUCGACUAUUUCUAGGGUUUCUCUUCUUUCGGAUCUGCCAGUUGAGGGUAUUUCGUCGCUGUGUCUAGGGUUUUGACUUCGUAUUUACUUUCCUUAAUUUGCCAUGUCUCUAGAUUGUUUGGAAACUAUGUACGUAAAUGAGAUGUGCUUGGAAGGGUUCAAAUCGUAUGCCGCAAGGACGGUGGUUCAAGGUUUGACUGCUAUUUCAAUGCGAAAACGGGCUGAACGGCUCCGGAAAAUCAGACAUUCUAGAUUCGAUUUGCUUCGUUUCGAGUAUAAUCAAUUUGCAGCAAGUUCAUGCUUCCAAUCUCCAGGAGCUCGUGUACAAGCAAGGGCAAGCAGGGAUUACUAAGGCAACAGUGUCAAUUGUAUUUGAUAACUCAAAUAGGAGCCGGAGUCCCCUUGGGUACGAGGAUCAUCCAGAGAUCACAGUAACAAGUCAGGUUAAAGAAUUUCCAGCUCAUACUGCUGCAGUUAAUGACCUUUCCUUCGAUAUGGAAGGAGAGUACGUUGGAAGCUGUUCAGAUGAUGGAUCUGUUAUUAUAAACAGUCUUUUUACAGAUGAGAAAUUGAAGUUUGACUGUCACCACCUGAUGAAGGCAAUUGCUCUGGACCCUGAUUACUCUAAAAAAUCAUCUAGAAGAUUUGUUGCUGGUGGUUUAGUUGGUCAUUUAUAUUUUAAUACAAAGAGGUGGCUAGGCUAUCGUGACCAGGUUUUGCACUCUGGUGAAGGUCCAAUACAUGCAGUAAAAUGGAGAAUUAGCCUUAUCGCUUGGGCUAAUGAUGCAAGUGUGAAAGUCUAUCAUGCUGCCAAUGAUCAGCGUAUGACAUUUAUUGAGAGACCUCGAGAAAGCCCUCUCCCUGAGCUUUUACUUCCUCACUUAGUUUGGCAGGAUGAUACUCUAUUAGUCAUUGGCCGGGGAACAUAUGUGAAAAUUGCAUCAAUAAAAGCAAAUCAGCUUAAAGGAACCAAUGGGACAUGUCGGCAUGUCCCAUUGUCCAGCAUGAACAAGGUGGAUAUUGUGGCAUCUUUUCAAACCAGCUAUUAUAUUUCAGGAAUUGCUCCCUUUGGUGAUUCUUUGGUCGUUCUAGCAUAUAUUCCUGUGGAAGAAGACGGAGACAAGGAAUUCAGUAGCAUGACGCCAUCACGACAGCAGGGGAAUGCACAGAGACCUGAAGUACGUAUUUUAACAUGGAACAAUGAUGAGCUCACAACUGAUGCCCUUCCUGUUCAUGGCUUCGAGCAUUACAAGGUAGCAGCUAUGCUGGUGGUCAAUGGGCAGCUGGUGAUGAACUGUCAUACUAUAUUGUUUCUCCAAAAGAUGUAGUCAUUGUGAAGCCCAGGAUGAUUUAGUUCAAGUUAGACACACUGCAAACUUGAACCCAUGAUUGCAAAUUUUGUUAAAGUUUUGUGCAGUCAAGAGAUUUACAGAUACGAAGGUCGAUCGAAGUUGAGAAGAAGUCCAUGCCCUUAUGACAAGUGCAGUGGGGAAGUACCUCGCGGUUUGCAUUGGUAUGCUGAGUUCCCCUGGUAAUAUAGUAUCUAGCCAACACAAGUCUCGGAAGAGUAUCAUUACUAUGUGCCAUGUUCCGGAAGUUCUGCUGGAUACAGAUAAGGUCUGCUAACUCAUCAGCCAUUAUCUGAGAGAAGAUCUCAAAUUUUAUAUAACUGGGAAUACAUGGAGGGAUUUCCACAUAUUGCUCAGUAGCAGUUUGCAGGAAGGCCUUGGCUUCUGUCGUUACUUCCUGACUUUCUUCCACCCUUUGUCGGAGUUGUUCAUUUUCCAGAGUCAACCGACUUAUUUUAUCUUCUGCCUGGUGGAGCUGUUGUAAUAAUUGGGUGUUAUUCUGUACAGGUCUUAGGGAGAGCUUUUCUUCAAGAGCAGCAGCCAUCCCUUGAUAUUGCUCAACUUGUUGCAUGGUAGAGGAACAGUGAGCAAAAUAAGAUGCGAGGUUUUGGAGGGUAACAGCUUUUACUUUGUUGUCCCUCUCAGUCCACAAGUGGUCAAGAAACCACCGUUGUUCAGUAGUCACCGGGAAUUGGUGCUUGAAUAUCAUGAAAGCAGAGGCUGGCAGCUGUGCAGGAGUAUAUGAGGGUGAGCCAGGACUCUGUCUUCUUGGGGCUUUGCCUCAUCCAUUUGAUGAUGAAGCUUCAUAUAAUAUAUAUGGGUAAUCCAAUAUAGAGAUAAUGUAUUAGUUCAUUUUUUAUUUUGAUUUUUCCCCGAUUCCUGUAAUAUUCUGGAAAGGUAAUCAGCUGCCGUAUUGUCUGAUCCUUUUAUAUGUUCAAAGAUUACUUUAUAAUUUUGAUUUAAUUGUAUCUAUUUAUUAUUUAAUUUAUUUAAGUUUUCUUCUAA
Tripterygium wilfordii is the source of this 2642-nucleotide messenger RNA. RefSeq names its product vacuolar protein sorting-associated protein 41 homolog. The record is from RefSeq and is a predicted model, not a curated record. The transcript has 9 exons. Gene Ontology annotation, cellular component: late endosome; HOPS complex. Lineage: Eukaryota; Viridiplantae; Streptophyta; Magnoliopsida; Celastrales; Celastraceae. Gene Ontology annotation, molecular function: protein binding. The coding region runs from base 783 to 1616 and encodes 277 amino acids. Gene Ontology annotation, biological process: macroautophagy; protein targeting to vacuole; endosomal vesicle fusion.